This is a messenger RNA of Cinara cedri, 3957 nucleotides long. Lineage: Eukaryota; Metazoa; Arthropoda; Insecta; Hemiptera; Aphididae. The record is from the annotation of a GenBank genome assembly.
UAACAAUCUUACGACUAGUUUACUUCAUUUUAUUAUUUUUGACAUAUUUUUAUUUAAAUUAUUUUUAUUUUUUAUGUGAUCCAAGAUAUUAUUUUAUUUAAUAUCGUUCAUAAACCGAGCAUUCAAUCAAGUUGUGAAGAAAACUAAAGAAUCGGUAAAUGUUAUCAUUUGUUCGAAAUUUAUCCAAGGAACAUUACUGUAAAAGAAAACAUACAAUUCUAUAUACAUAGCUUCUAGUAUUUUCAGAAUUAUUGUACAACGUACGGGUAUAAUUUGUUUAAACAAAUUUUAUUGUAUUGACUAUAUAUAUUAUUAUAACUAUAUUUAUUGAUCUCCACCUAUUUUAGUGUUACUGUUCAAUAUUUAAGCAUUAGCAAUGAGUUACGGUGAUUCAGAAGCUAAAAUGAACCUUUCUGCUUUACAAAGAGUAGAUCCAUAUGUUGAUAGUAUUGUUCAAACAGCCGGACAUGUUGCUUUGUAUUCUUUUAAUGCAGAUGCAAAUGCAUGGCAAAAAACUAAUGUAGAAGGGACUUUGCACGUAUAUACACGAUCUGCUGAACCUUUGCAUAGCAUUAUGAUAAUGAACAGAUUAAAUACAAAUAACUUGAUGGAACCGAUUGAAAAUGGCUUAGACCUUCAACUUCAAGAACCAUUUUUGUUGUAUAGAAACUGCAAUGGAGCUAUUUAUGGUAUUUGGUUUUAUGAUAAAGAUGAAUGUGCCAAAAUUUCUAAUAUAUUGAAAUCAUUGAUCAAAAAUUUGAUAGUUAAACAAAACGAUAAAAUAAGUAAGCAAGAUACUGGCCCUACUAAAAGUAUUGAUCUUGUUUCAAUGCUCAGCCGAGCACAAGAGGAUUAUAGGUAAGAUUUGAACUUUUCUAGAUUUAAAUAAGUUAUAAAAAAUACUAAAUUUUAAAUUUUUCAUCAGAAAUAUGUUCAGUCAUUGUUAAUUGUUGAAUAAAAGAUACAAAUAGUCGUUAGGAAUAUAAAAUCAAAACUUUUUUUUUUUUACUUUUUAGAACAAUUUGUAUAUUGUGCUAUAUUCAUAUUAUAUAAUUAUAUAUUUAGUACUCAACCAUACAUUUUUGAUUUUAUUAUUAUGUUUUAUUUAUAUUGAUUUUAUAGGGCUACUAAAACUAGCUCAAAGGGAACUGUGACUCCAUCAAAGAAAGUUGAAGAAACCGCUCCACCACAAUGUGUUAUGGAUUUUUUUGCAAAAGCGGGAAGUGGAAAAAAUUUCUCUGAUGGAUUACCAUCAUUAUCAAACUAUGCAAGUACACAAAGUACGCAAACUCCAGCUUUAAAAGGAUCAAAUGAGUCUUUGUUGCAUAAGUUUAUGGCUAGUCCAAUUCAUACUGUAGAACAAAUUGAAAUGCAACAAAGGUCUGCAACACCCAGAGCUGAUAUUAUUGGAGCAAAUACUACUGAGCAAAUUAUGCCUGUAAAUCAAUGUUCAUUUAAUAACAUAAAACCUCGAAGUUUAAUUACUCAGUUAAAUCAGCAAAAUGAAGAUUGUACUCCUCAUGUUAAUCGUAAUGGAUACCAUCGACCAAAAGAUAAUUAUUCAUUAAGUCCAUCAACGAUUGAACAGUUUCUUGACCAAAGUGAUGCAUCUGGAAAAUUGAAUGUUGCUAUUGGUAAAUAUAUUAAAAACAUUUCUCCAUUUCAUAAAUAAUAAUUAAAUUUCUUCAGACAUGAAACAUUAAAAAAUUAAUUAACAUUCAUAAUAUUUUAUCAAAUAGUUAAAAGGUAUUUUUUUGUAUUUUAUAAAAAUGAAUAUACUUUGUAGUGGUGUGCUCACUGUUGUAGGUAAUAAAUUAAUAAAGUAGGAUACACCUAAAUGGGAAUCUAAUGUAUAUCUGUACACAACAAUUAAACAUUAUUAAACAAAAACAAUUCGGUUCUACAUUUUUUAAAAGGCCGUAAUGUUUAUGGUUUUUUUCAAAAAUUGAUAUUUAAAAAAUUCUUAAUCAAAUUCUUGUAACAAAAAAAUUACAUAUUACAUUCAAUUUUUUUUUACUAUAAAGUACGACUUAUAAUUAACCUCCAGUUAAACUUUCAAACAUUUCUGUUUGGCCAAAAAUUUUAUUCACAGAGUGCUUACUAAAUAAGAAUUACGUUAAAAAUUAUAAAAUUCAAAUUUCUUUAAAUAGUUCAAAAAUGGCUUAAAUGUUUUCAAAAUUUUACCACAAAAGGCAAAUAUAAAUGUUUUAUCCCAAUUUUAAGUCUAUUCAUAUUUUUAACUGAAUUGCAACAAAACAAAAAAAAAAAAAUUGAAAACUACAUUUUGUAAAUUUUCCUGUUUUUUUUUUCAUUUGUUAUGAAAACGUCUUCAAAAAUCAAAAAAUGACUCCCUUAAAAUACUGCACAAAUAAAAUUUUCUUUUAGCAAAUGUGCUACAUUCAAAAAUCUGAGCAAAAUUGCUGGUAGAAAAGUUGUUAACAGGAAAAAAAAAACAUUGUAAAACCAAUACAUUCCUCUUUCUGCUCAGAAUUUAAAAUCUUAAUACCUAUACCCAAUGUAGAUUUCUGUUACAUUUAUAUAUUAUACAUACAUUUUUAUAAUUUAAUAUGUGUAUGAUUUUAGUUGUACAAAUUAUAUUUUAAAAUAAAUAAAUAAUUGUAAUGUGUAUAAUGUUUUAGGAGCUCCAAUUAUGGUAGAGUCACGAGUAGAAAAUGAUGAACUUAUGGCACCUAAUAGGUUCAUAAUGGAUGAACUUGAAGAUGAAUUAGUUACUUCUUCAGUAAAUGCCAUUUCAUUAACAGAAUCUAAACACUUGGAGCCAGCAACUAAUAGAUUAGAACCAUUAACAAAGAAUCAACUAUUGCAAGCUUUAGAAUACUUAUUAAAAAAUGAUCAAGAUUUUAUGGUUAAAAUACAUGAAGCUUAUGUCAAGUCAUUGUUAAGGAAUUAAUAUAAUCUAUCCGGAUUCCAUUACUUUAGGAUAAAAGUAUGAGUAUUCUUUAAACUUCUCUAUAUUUUUACAUUAAUGCCAUUUUUAAAUACAGUUUUUUUCUUUACACACAUUAAAAAAUAAAAUCAUUCUAAAUCACCAUAUUAAUUAAUCCUUUUCCAAUAAUUAAAUGUUUUGUUUUAGAAAAACAAUGUAAAAAAUAGGUUUUUAUUGAUAGUAGUUCAAAUAAUAACAUAAAAUAAUUUGAAGUUAAUUUAAUUUAAUUUUGAACAAUGGUUAUGUACUUAUUAGUAUUAUUUGAACAAAGCAAAUUAUAAGUUACUCUCAAUAGCAUUAUCAAUUCUUUUUGUCUAAAAAAUAAUACAAAUAUCAGUACCUUUUCCUUCAUAACAUAUAUUUUAUAUUAUUAUGUUAUUCAAAAUAUAAAUUAAAAUAACUUUGUAGCAUGUAUUAUAUUUUACCUUCAAAAUUUUUUUUUUUUCAGAUUUUAAAAAUAAAUGUAAUAUCCACUGGUUUAUUUGUAUGCAGAUUAGUUUUUGUUUCAUUAAGAUACAAUUUUAUUUAUCCGAACUAUCUUAAACACAAAAUGUUUUUAUGUAUGUAUGUAUGUAUAUAUAUAUUUAUAUAUGUUUUAUCUACAAUGCUCAUCAUUUUGUUUUAUUAUUUAAAAUUGAAGAACCUGUCAUGAUUAGGAUUUAAAUUAUUAACAUGUAUUUAGUUGUAACCGUGUAUUUAAUUUAAUGACAUUAUUAUUAUUAAAAUCAACAAUGAAUAAAAUUGAUUUGGUGUAAUUUUUACAUUCUAGGUAUAUUUAAAAAUAAAGUAAUGGAGUCUUAAAUUUGUUCCAAACUAUAAAAUAUAAUUAAAAAAAAAAAUGUCUAAUGUAUAUCAUUUUUUUUUUUUUAAAUUCCAAUAUUUAAACAUUAAGAUAUUAAUAUAUCUGUUGUCUAUUAUAAUCUAUGAUUUUAUAAAUAUAUUAUGAAUAGCUUUUGAUCAUAUAUUUGUCAUAUUAAACAGUGAUUAUUAUAAUCCUUGCUGCUUGUGAG